Porites evermanni is the source of this 561-nucleotide messenger RNA. NCBI's taxonomy places the organism in Eukaryota, Metazoa, Cnidaria, Anthozoa, Scleractinia, Poritidae. The record is from the annotation of a GenBank genome assembly.
AUGACCGUGAAUGCCUUCGUCAGGACUGACGACCAUGCCAAAACAAGUGCCUCUCCACUUCAUACUGAUGUCAGGACAAAAGAAAACAACUACAAAAAAGUGCUCAAGCAGCUACUCAAGAUCCUCCCCUCAGCCCCAGCCGUUCAACAAGUGACAUUAGAUUUUGAGAGAGCAGUAUGGGCCACUUUAAGAGACGUCAUCCCCCAUGCAAGGCUGCACAGUUGUGUAUUCCACUGGACCCAAUCCCUGUGGAGAAAGGUUAGUGAAUAAUAAAAGUAGGAAAAACUUGGUCAUAAUAGGGACAUAAUUGUUUGGGGGAGAUAUGAAAUGCUUUAAAAAAGUUUUACAAAACUGUCCUUCAAGGCAAUAAGUUUAUUGGAGAUUAGAACUCCCUAAAAAUGGAAUCAGUAGCCAAAUCUUUUAUCCGUACUACAGGUGCAGGAACUCGGCCUUCAAUCAUCGUAUACCCAUGACCGUGGUACGCACUCACUCGUUAAAAAGAUGAUGGCGCUACCUUUCCUGCCUGAAGAAGAGAUAGAGCCCAUUUUUCAACGGCUUUAA